UCCGUCCAAGACGACAUAGCAUCAUGAAGGAUUUAUCUCUGUCCCUGUUGAGUCGGGGGUGUGGUCGAUUGGUCUCAUCAAACAAAAACAAUGGGAGACCUAACGGACGGCUGGAUGUCUGCUUCACUCCACAGGAUUACUACAUCUGGAAGUCCCAGGAGACUCUUCUGCGUCUAUCCAACAGCGGCCAUCUGCUUGUGGAAUCAGAGUCAACCCUUCCGAAGACUUACAGCACUCGUAGGGGGCCACUUCUACUGUACUCCCAGGACCUAGUUACAGUGGAAACCAGUUAUGAGUCAGGGGCUGGGAACAGGAAGAAGAGGGUGGUCCGGCGGUACAAUAAACAAGUGGAACAGCAGCUGAGCACCCUAAAGGAGCUAACAGCUGCCAUUCUGAGCUACAGUAACAUUCAGUUUACCUCUUCCCGACCAGCUCCACCCCUCUUUCCUCCUCGUUACUUCCCCCCAGUUCCAGACCUUUGUUGUCCCAGUCCUCUGACUAUUGGCCCCACACGAGCACAGCCCAGUCCAGAGUUACAUGUGCAAAUGAACCCACAGUGGCUUCCUGGAGAGGAAAACACUGAACAACUGGAGAAUCAACCUGAAGGCAACAAAAAUGGACAGACAGAUAAAGAGGAAGAGCCAUGCAGCAGGACCAGAGUCAGGCUGGAUCUGUUCCUCCAGAUACAACGUGCCUCCAGAGCUCCAACCCCACAGACAGAGCCUCAGCCGUGGGUACAUUAUGUCGCAAUAAGCCCUGAAGAACCAGUUGAACCUCAGGCUUACUUAGAAAUGAGUCUGCAGCAUUCUGAAAGUUCACAGCAUACUGAAACAAACCACCACAGUACAAGUGGGGAGCUCCAUCAUCCUAAUAUGGACUGUGUCCAUGACAUGGCAGAUGAUCAGGGCUGUUCCAUUCAGACAAACAGUGGGACGACCAGUGAUAAAGUAAACUAUGAAAGAUCAUCAAGUGGGAACAGACAUGGGAGGAUAGUAAGACUAUGUGGAGCAGAGCAGCAGUCAAACACUGAGCCUGAAACAAGUACAACCUCAGGCCUGUUCCUUCCUCCUCUGAAAGUAGGACAUGGACCCUGCUGGGAGAAGACAGACGGUCUGAGACAGGAGAACUUGGACAGUGACGAACAUAGUGCACAAUACCUACCUCCCAUAGCACAGUGCAGCACUGUUGACCCUGCACAAGUGAUCCAGCAUCAAACUCAGCAGCAUGCCCAACCACGGGCGGAGAAAGAUGGGUUUCAACCCAAAGAAAAUCUGAAUAGACCCCAUCAGCAUCCUGUUUUUCUACCUCUGCUGUUUCCUGAGAAGGCAGAAGAGAUAAGUGGGAAGCUGAGAGGAGGAAGAGAAAAAACAGAGAGACAGUACCUUAAAAAACAGGCAGCAGACCAGGGAGGAGCAGGAGGGGGAAGUGGAAGGCUACCCUCUGAGAAAGGCUCCAUGAUUCUGCUGGAGCCAGGGAAGGAGCCUCCUCCACCAGUAGGAGUGUUGGGCUGCGUUGCAGGAAGAAAAGGUCCUGGCAAGCAGAGCUCUUUUGCCUUUUUACAGAACCGACUUCUUGACCUCCAGGACCCCUGUGAAACCAGCGAUGCUAACAGAGGUGUGGUUAGGGGUGUUCUACCACUGGAGCUGAGAGAUUUGCAGGAUGGCAAAUCUGUCGGCAGCCUGAUCCUGGGUCCUGAUGGGGAAAUCAUUCAACUGUCACUAUAUGACAACAGCCAGGACCCAUCUCAGGGAUGAUGAUGGCACUCAGCAGCAAGCUCUCCAGGUUUUGUCUACAGAAGGAGAGAAGUUACCUUGGAUCAUUUUGCUGCAGCCUGAGCAUACACAUACAGAGGCAGGGGUGGAACUGAACACAGAUGUUCUUGUGGGGAACAUCCAGCACCAUCAGUUUAUAGACAAGAAAACAGGAAGUCACAUGUCUUUUGGUCAGUUUGGAACAAGGGAGCAUAGCCUCAGCACUGAACAGCUCCCAGAUCUUCAUAGCUUGACAGAGACUAAUGCAUGUUUAGCCCAUCAGCCACACUAACACAGCGGCUGUGACCCAGAAAAAAGCAAAGAGUGCAGAGGCAGUGACGGAAACAUGGAAGAAACAAAAGAAGGAUGCUAAAAACAAUGUUAGGAUGCCUCCACUGAGGGAGUGGGCAGGGAGGGAGGAGCCAAGAGGAGGUGACCCUGAGGAGGAGGAGGUGGAGGAAGAAGAGCUGGCCAAGACAGGACAGACUAGCCAUUUAUCCAGAUCACACCAAUCAGGCCAGCAGAACAUCAGCCCAGCUGAAGCAACAACAGAAGAAGGCUGUGAACAGAAGGAGGAGGAAUAUUAAGAGGAGGGACACUGAGGAAGCUGUUGUAACUACUGGG
Molecule: messenger RNA, 2375 nt
Organism: Lates calcarifer (barramundi perch)
Lineage: Eukaryota; Metazoa; Chordata; Actinopteri; Centropomidae
Exons: 18
Coding region: 24-1754 (576 amino acids)
Source: RefSeq, a predicted model, not a curated record